Molecule: messenger RNA, 789 nt
Organism: Prunus mume (Japanese apricot)
Lineage: Eukaryota; Viridiplantae; Streptophyta; Magnoliopsida; Rosales; Rosaceae
Source: RefSeq, a predicted model, not a curated record
GAAUCCUACAUGCAAGAAGGUAACCCCACGUUACCUUAUUACAUGUAACUGGCUAGAAGCCUAGAAAGUGUUCAAAUUUGAAACAAUUCCAAGUACAAAACCACCUUUGAUAUGACCCAGUUGAGCCCCUACUUUUAACAAUCCUCCAAAUUUAGUGGCAUGGACAAAUUUAGCAGAAGAACCGCACUGUUUCUUUUUUGGUUCAUCAUCGUCUCACUUCAGAUUCCGUCGACGAUCGGGGAAGGACAACAACAGGUUGAGAAGAAUGAGCAAGAGCAGACUACAUUUGGAAAAACAAUGCAAGAUACAGUCAAUGUGCUCUAUGAUACAAUUUCUGUCCUGCAAAAGUCUCAUCAAAAUGCCUGGGACAAAGUCAAAACCAUCAUAAGUGAUAUGCAAUUGCAAUUUUCCCCUCCAAAUCUAGAUUUCAGGGGUGCAGAUGAGGCAGAUGGAAAGGAUAGCACUGGCGGUCUUGGUAUGGGAGCGAAAUUGAAAGAGGCAGCUCACAAGAGUUUUGAAACAGGCAAACACACAGUUGAAGAAUCCGCAAAAUCAGCUGGCGAAGCAGUGGGAGAGACAAUGCAUAAGACAGCAGAAAAGGUAAAGGAAAAGGUCUCUCAUGAAGAGCCCCAUGCAGAGCUUUAAGAAUUUUUUGAUGCUUAAUUCGUAGGGUUAAGGCUUUUUUGGCUUAAAGAUUUGUUUCAUUGUAAACUUGUAUCAAUCUGCAUUCGUUCAGUUUGAUAACUUUAUAUCAAAAUGAAGAGUUAUGAAGAUUCAGCAAUAAGCAAA